Molecule: messenger RNA, 1748 nt
Organism: Talpa occidentalis (Iberian mole)
Lineage: Eukaryota; Metazoa; Chordata; Mammalia; Eulipotyphla; Talpidae
Product: serine/threonine-protein kinase MARK2-like
Exons: 3
Coding region: 1-645 (214 amino acids)
Source: RefSeq, a predicted model, not a curated record
AUGAGGGCGCUCGACCCCCAGAGCCGCAGCACCCUGGACAGCGUCAUCCAGCACCCCUGGGUGGGGCUGAUGAACGGACUCCCGCCCUGCCGCGAGCCAUCCCCGGGCCAGCACCAGGCCGCGACAGAAGCCAUGGUCCACCUGGGAUUCCAGAAAGAGGUCAUCGACAGGGCGCUUUUGGAGGCCAGGUAUGACCCAGUGAUGGGGACCUACCUCAUGCUGCUCUCCAGGCAGUGGCCGGACGAGGAGGAGCCGGACCCCGCCAUCACCCCCAAGCUCCUCAGUCCCGAUGGGGCCCACUGCGCCCCGAUGCCGGAGGACCACCUGCAGCCUGAGGUCUCCGGGUGCGAGACCUUGCGAGUGUCCCAGAAGGAGGACGCCCAGAAGCCCACCACCACCUCCGGGCCAGGAAUCCCACAGGAGGACGCCAGCGUGCAGAGCUCAGUCUCUGGCUCAGGGACCCUGCUGCGGGACGCCUGGAAGCCCAGCAUGGCCUCCAGGUCAGGGCCCGUGCUGCGGGAGGCCAGGGGACAUAGCGCCAUCUUGCUGCCAGGCCCCCUGCAGGAGGAAGCCCCGCUGCCCGACACCACAUUGCCAGGCCCCGUGGAGGAGCACAGCACCACUGCCUGCCAGGCCCCCAGCUGAAGCAGGACCAGGAAAGCAGCAGGAAAACCUCCAGCCCAGCCCCCCAGCCCUCCAGCACCACCGGAGCAUCCCCAAGGAGGUGCCUCCUGUUCAGCAGACUGGUGGCCCCUGCAGAGACACUGGGCCAUGAACACCGUGCUGACCACUCCCAUUCCACCCUUCAUUCCCACGGAGGCUACAAGUCCAGAGUUCAAAGAAUCCUCAACAGUAUUCUAAAAUGUUGCUGUUUCUGUGCACCCUUCAGUGGACAACACCAGUCCAGAGUUCACCCUGCCGGGGACUAGGAUGAUCACCAGCACCUCCCCAGAAUUCACUUCCCCACUCCAGGGAAGCCACCCAGUGGCCAUGGUGAAAGGAGACCACCAGCGGAGGCCGAGGCCCUGGAGAGGGGUCAGGGGCUGGGCCCAGCCAGAGGGGCCAGGAGCAGCACGAGCCCAUAGACGUGGAGCACAGAUGUCCGCGAGCACAGCAGUCCCAGGAGCAGAGCAGGCUCUAUCCCGUGAGGGCCCUGCUGGCAGCCCUGGGCACCUGGACGGUGCAGAAGAUGCAGGAGCUCUUCGGGCUGACUGGCGCUGUCAGGGACUGACAUCCAUGGUCCCAGAGGGCGCGAGGAGAAGGCCGCCAUGGACACACUGGCUCCCACUGCAGGGGCACCUCCAGGUGAAUUGCUGUACCUGCGGGGCCCUGGGGCGUGGAGGCAUCUGGACGCUCUUUCUCCACCUGGAGGAGACAGUUUGAAAUGGAUUGUUUAGUUAAAAUGUCUAUCCCAGGACACAUUAAAUUGGUGUUUGAAUCCGACCGCGUUUGCUUCCCGUUUGUGACUGCGCCCACACUUCCAACACAUUGGACGCCAGAGACCAAAAUUUCCUUUAACAUUCUUGUAUCAGCAGUGAAAAGUUCAGAAAAUUUAGAAAAUUUUGGAAAGCAUUUAGAAAAUUUUAGAAAAGUCAGAGGGGUCACAUGGUGAUCAGAUAGACAGGAGCAUGAAGGAGAGCUAGCAGUGAGUAUGGAAUUAGGUAUUUGCACUAUUUUCUUUAGGUGUAUGUGCAUGUCUUGCACUGUGUGCAAGUGUGUGCAUGUGAGUCUACAUGAGUGUGGCAUGU